Molecule: messenger RNA, 7507 nt
Organism: Caenorhabditis sp. 36 PRJEB53466
Lineage: Eukaryota; Metazoa; Nematoda; Chromadorea; Rhabditida; Rhabditidae
Source: the annotation of a GenBank genome assembly
AUGGAAUACAUUGAGGAUUGGUUCGAUCGAGUCAUGGGCUGCUUCUACAGAGAUCGGUUAGUUCUUGAAUUCCGUUAGGUCACUAAAUUCAAGACAUUUCAGAGACAAAGAUGAUCCUGGAAAGAGUCACGUGCACGAGGACGUAAUCUUGCCUCCGCCGCCGUUGGACCCCGUACAAGUUGAUAAGCAAUUUGAAGUUCUUGUGGUCAGAAUAAGUAGGCGUUCGCAUUGAAACCAUUCGUUUUCAUUGCAGAAAGAGCUGGGGCUGAGUGAGGAGAAGCAGCAGGAGAUGCACGAUUAUUCGAUGGAGAAGAAGAUGUCUCUUUUGGUGUCGCAGCAUGUGAGUUCGUGUUGUUCGCAAUGGGAAUUGGGUCAAUUUAACACUGGGACUGGUGGCGUGUGACGAGUGUGCCAAUUUCUGAAGGGUUAUGAACCGACGUCGUCGUCGUCUUCCUCUUCACCCAUUUUUGUGUGAUGAUGGUGGAAUGUUGUUCUCGUUUCCGCUUUUUUACAGCAUACCGUACAUAUACUGUCAAAAAAAGUUACGAUAGAGCGCAUUCGCCUUCAUGUUUUACUAGCAUAGUUACUUCUGGGUACCUUUUAGAAAUUUUAUACUUUCAUAUUUGGCUAAAUGUCUCUGGAAACUUCUAGAAAGUUUGUAGUUUUUUUUCCAAAAGUCCCAUUUUUGUAAACGCUGUAAUUUCGUAAAAUUAUUGGGCAAACGUUUUAGAAGUAUUCAGACACAUUUAGUCAAAUGUUAAGGUCGCAAGAUGUUCUCUAUAUUCUACGAACUACCCUAAUGAGCCACUGGGUUCUGUAUUCUGGAAAGUCAUAGAAGAACCCCUUCUUUUGUUUCAAAAUCACCCGCCGAGAGGUGUGCUCUUUAUAAAUGAAUCCAAAUCGAAUUAUAAUAUCAUCAUCAUCAUCAUCAUCAUCUGUUUAUUUACCGUCGGCAUAUUCAAUUGCUUCUGCCCUCCGCACCUCAACCGCCGAAACAGCGGGCGAUUCGGAGAGGCGCGGACGGAUCGAGUGGCGGAAUGAACUCUCAAUUCUCGCCGUUCAUCGCGCCACUUUUUGUUCAUCGAGUGCGGGUCUUUGUUUCCAAAGGCACAGGCUUUUCGCACCGCGGAGGUCUAGGCAUAGGUUCAGCACGCACUGUCUGAGCGUGAUUCUCUUUAGCUCCACUAUAGAAUCUACCUAUUUCAGUGUCUUCAAACGGAAGACGCGUCCGACUUCAUUGGGUUCCUUCAAAACCUGAAACAGUCGUUCGUGAUCGACUCGAACACCAUCCGACAGCUUCAAGGCCUCGUCACUUCGCUUCGAACACAAAACUUCAGGUACCAAAACCAUGUCUUUCUCGUCCAGUUCAAGGCGUUCCUCGUUAGUUGUGAAUGAAUGAAUGAAUGAAAUGCAAAUGAAGGGGAGGAACGGCCAGAUGACGGCCCGAAAGAGGUUCCUCAUCAAAUUUAUCACCCUUUGCGUGUUCCCGCAUCAUGUUGCAUUGCCGAGAAUGCAUUCAUCAAAUUGACGCGGAGAUGCAUUUCAUUAGGAUUGAUUAGGAUCCAAGCUCCAACACUCUCCCACUUUCAGCUAUCUCGAAGACUUUCUCUCGGCCUCUGGACUCGCUCUGCUCACAGAUCUGCUCAAUCAGUGCCAUCAGCAGUACGCCCUCGAGCAGCCGGCUCUCUUCUUCCUCUGCUCACUUCGUGCUCUUCUGAACUCUCCGGUCAGUUUUUGGCGGCGGCGGGGGACAAUGGAAACGGUUUUUGUGCUGAUGAUGCAGAUUAGGCGCGUGCGCGACGGUUUAGCCUUAGGUUUAGGUUUACGAUUCGAUGAUGAUAAGCUUGUUUUCUUGAUUUCAAUAGAGAAAGAAAUUGGCAAUAGAGCGCACUUGAAAAGGCAAGUAAGUGAAGGAGUAGGUGUAUCAAAUUACUUAUACCUACCUAGUACUACUUACUCCCAGACUCUUUCUGUCUUAAAUGCUCAUUUCUUUUCUCCGACUGCGACUAGACUCUUCCUAAUUGUUCCCAAAAGAUGUCUGGCCGGGGGGAGCGCCGCGCCCGCCAGAAUCCUCGAAUGACGUACACCGCUCUCGCCCAACCUAAUCCUUCCAUCUCGGGAGCGUCCGGAACGCCGCUUGCCCACCUUCCGCGCGGAAAAGAAACCUAAUACCUGCCGUCCAGAUUUCCGUCGUCUGUCCCCUUCUCGCUUCAAGACAAGGCACUUGUAUGAGUACUAGAGAAGAGAACAUUUGUAUGUACAUUUACAUCCCCCCCCCCAAAAAUGCCUUUAUCCGUUUUGAGUGGGCGUAUCGCAUCGGGAGCGAUGUCUGGCUCUCAAAACAGCUAUUUCUUCGAUCUCCUUUUGACUUCAUCUUCAACUUUCUAAUAUUUCAGAACGGACGAGCGGCGGUCCUUCACGAUGAACAGCACGUGCUGGUGAGCAUCGCGAGAGCAGUCGACUUUCGAGACUUCAAGUGCAAGGUGAGUCCCCAGACCAGUCCGUUUUUUGUGCGCAUUCAGCAGGGAACACUUGCUGACAGUUCAAGUGGCGACACGACUCCUCACGCGUAUUCUUCCUUCCAUUACGCUGAUCUUUCCUGUAUACGAGAAGUAGAACUGUUUUGGAAUGGGAGUGUGUCUGCCGGUGAUAAACUGAUAAGGAGGCUAAUAACCUCGUGCUGAAAGACUUGCACAAACACUUCUGCUUCUUCUAUAUAUAUUCUUGAUUGUCAUAACAAACCUGUGUUAUUUCAUGCGUUUAAGAAACUGUUUACUCUACUCGUGCACCUCGCUUCCGGGUCACCAUCAUCUGGGUCACAUUUUAUGAUGAUCCCCUCCUGCCUACAGUAAUCCGAUCGAAUUCUAUUAGAGUGAGAGGGAAGAAGACUAUUACCGAACGCAUCCAUCCUUUUCCAUUGUUUGCACUUUUUUCGCAUGUUCCUUCCUGUCCAGCCAUUCUGCUGCUGCCGUUAAUCGAAUUAGUUUGUUCGGCGGUUUGUUUGUGGGUUCGCGGCGCAAGGAAAACGAAAAGUUGCAGAAAAGCUGGCUCAUGGAGCACACGAACAGCCAGCCACCACUACACUUUUCAUGAAAUUUUAAUCAACGGCCACUUUCUCAAAUUGUCGCCCUCCCAAGAGAGUUUCGCAUGAGUUUUGGGUGUGACUUGGAAACGUCGUGGAAGGAGAGCUUUCAACGAUUAAUAUCUAUUUACUACUGUAGAAGUCUAAAACUUGGUUUCAGUAGAUGUGCUUCCGAACAUUACACCAGCAACUUACACCAAUACCGUUUAUUCAAAACGACGUAUCUCAGAUGUCUGUUUGGAUAUCGAAAAGCUGACAACUGAUAAAGUAUACACAAUAAGUUAACGAGCAAUUCAACAGUUGAAAACUUUUUGGUGUCUCCAUCGGCAGCUGAGAUAUGCCGUCUUGAAUGCACAAUACUUGGGUGCCAUCCGAUUACAGUUUCUAAGGAAUCCUUCUCAUUCUUAAAGUUUAGACUACUAAACUAUUCCAGACCGGAAAUGACAGAAAAUUGCUCACUUUUGUGCAAACCUGUAAUAACAACUUGCGAAAUAUUUCGAAGUACUAUCCUUAACCGUUGCUGAUAAGAGACCUACUAGAACCAAUGUUUUCUUUCCGACUUCUCGCUUCCUCCGUGCGCUUCUCUAGAUGCCACGUCAUACAUAAUCAUUUAAUUGACCCCCCCCCCCUCUCCUCAGUUGCAAGGGGUAGGAGCUUGAAAAACCGGAACAAAAAAGCGAACACAAGUAGGGCAAUUUAUGGCGAUGUUUGCAAGUAUAGACAAACUUGCCGGGGGGUGAAUUACGCAAUUUCACCUGCAACCUCGCCAUUUCGAAACAGAAAAGAGGCAAAACUUUUCGAUUUCAUAAUAACAGGAAGGUGUCCCCCGACAAAUCGGAGUGUUCAUUCCCGAAAUCUCUUGUCCUUGAUGAUACUGGCCUCUCUCGCCGAUAUCCGAUUACUUCUGAACUGAUCCGUUUUCCGAAAUUCUUCCAAAUCGUAAAAACGGUUCGUUCCCUUUUCCUUCUCCACUUUCUCUAUCAUCACACCUAUCGACAGGCUUAUGCAAAUCAUCAGUUCGUCAUACUUUUUUCCUUUCCCUCCAAAAAAGUUGGUUUCUGUUCCCGUUUCCGUUCGCCAUCAUAUCGUUAUCAUCCGCAAUCAAUCACGACGUUACAUAACGAUUCCUCCGCGCUCCAGUGGCUCUCGCAUCUGCGCACCCUCCCUUCUCUGCUCGUCUCUCCAAUUAGUGCACUCUUCCGUCGGACCGAGACAGACUGUGUACUCCCUAUUUGUACUAGAUACACUCGGCCGGUGCCCCCAAACAAAGCUUCUUUCCUCCAAAAUGCUCUCUAGAAACCAGCGGCUUAGUUUCGUACUGUUAUUCCUUGUCACUGCCACCACAUGCCUCCACGUUCUAGUCUUUCAAUUGCAGCACACGGGGUUUCUGAUUACGGUAGUUGUGAAUUGCGGAAAGCGUGUUGGAUUUGUCUUCAAUAAAAGAGCUGAUUUUCAGAUAGUGGCGAUCGAAAUCCUGUCCGGAUUGUGUUUUAUUCCGGACGAAGGACACGUGCAAGUGCUGAAAGCGAUCACCGAGGUGAGUCAGGGCUCAUAACAUUACUUUUAACUGGGCUCUUCUGUAUAUAAAGUGUACACACUUCUGUAUGAGGCUCUAUGAAUCAUAAUCAAACUAUUCUUGCUUCAAAUCAUGGGAUCAAAGGUCAGAUCAGUGAGGCUUUUCGGUCCUGUUAGAUACUGGAUUUAAGAACCUCUGGCAUUCAUAGCCACAAAAUGAUUCCCUAUCAGUUCCGACUGGUUUUCCUCUAGUCUUAACACCCCCGCCCCUAACAUCUCCUCCAUUUCUCACCGCCGUAUUCAUAUCCAUUUCAGGUCAGCACGUUGCUCGGCGAACGAACACGAUUCCAGACGUUGGUGGCCGAUCUGCACCGUCAGUACGCGACGGACAGAGACACGGACCGCGUGCGAACCGCCAUUUUUGGACUCAUCAAUGCAUUGCUAAAGACUGGCGCGGCUGAGGUGAGCGCAUUUCACGGAUAACUGAGCUUCACUUUCCUUUUCCGCGUACUUCGUACUAUUCUAGUAGUUUUCGCAAAACGCAACGCAAGCAUUGUUUUCGAAUCUCUGCCUGAAUCUUUGCAGCUACUUUCUGCAUUUAUUCCUUUUGAAUACUCAACUGAACAUUUUCAGACUUGUCCAGUGUACCGCCAGCAUUUGCGCAGCGAGCUGCUGCUGCUCGGCAUGUCGACGACGCUCGAGCAGUGCCGGGAUGGAGCUUCGCAGCGGCUCCACGACCACAUCGACCUGUUCGAAAUGAUGCGGAAGGAGGACGAAAUAUCUCUGGCUGGAAGCUGUACGAGCAGCGACAUGUCCUCUUCCGGCGGCUCCACUCCAAUCGAUUUCGAGUCGGCCGUCGGCAUGGCAGAAGCACUUCAGAUGAAAUUGAAGCACAGUAACGCACUGCCUCACUUCAUCUCUCUCCUCCAACAUCUGUUCAUGGUGCCUUGUGACGAGCAACACGUGCCCCUCUGGCGUCUCUUCGACCUCAUUCUCCAGCAUCUCACUCUGCAAACAACUGUGAAUGGAAUGACAGACGUGCAGUCUCCCGUCCAGAGCAGCGUCGAUAUGAACGAGAUAUUGGCACGUCUUCAGAACCAUUGCGACUACGAACGAGUGGCCAAGGAAUUGGAGAAGGCGAGGGAGGAAAUGGAUCAUGAGCGGACGCGGAUUCUAGAGUUGGAAAACCGACUCGCUGACUUUAGUGACGGAAGAGCCAGCAGUGGAAGUAGGAUAUCUCUAGCGUCUACUUCCGCCUCCUCCAGUCCCUCCGAUCCUUGCCCCUCUCCGCCACUCCUUCCGCCCAUCUGCCCGCCUGCUCCACCUCCGCCACCGCCACCGAUCGGAAUGAUGACGAAUGGACCACCGAAGGACGCCCUGAAGAAUGUUCCCGAACCCCCGGGAAACAUGAAAACAUUGAAUUGGCAGAGAUUGACAAUGGAAAAGACGAAAGGAACCGUUUGGGAGGGAGUGGAAGAUGAGAAGAUGUACAAGCAAAUGGAUCUGACGGAGCUUUCCGGAUGCUUCGCUUCAGGUUCUUCUCACAAAGACGAUGACACGGACACCUUGUACGGAACAAUCAACAGACGACCGCAGGCAAAUGUGAGUACGAUCAUGCUUGAGUUUACCUAAUUCCCCUGUUUCAGGUGACCGUCCUAGAUCCCAGAAGGUAUCAGAACUGCACGAUUAUGCUGUCGAAGUUGAAGCUGAGCCACAAAGAGAUCAAACAGGCGAUGAUGUCGAUGGAUGAAAAGAGCAAACUGCCAAAAGACAUGAUCGAACAGAUGCUCAAGUUUGUGCCGACAAAAGAAGAACUUGCUCAGAUCAACGAGUCGGUCAUGAACACGGAACUCCGACAGUGCUGGCCUUGGCCGAUCGGUACAUGUACGAGAUCUCGACGAUUCCGCGGUUCGAGCAGAGACUCCGAUGUCUGCACAUCAUUCGGACGUUCCACGAUCGAGUCGAAGCCCUCCUGCCGCACAUUCAGGUUGUAUCGAAGGCCUCCUCUUCGAUGCAGGGAAACAAGCGAUUCCGGCAGGUGCUCACUCUUGUGCUCGCAAUCGGAAACUACUUAAACUGCGGUAAACGGAACGGGAACGCCUACGGAUUCGAGCUAGUGUCACUGAACAGAAUGACGGACGUGAAGAAUGUGAUGCGGAACGACCGGAAUCUUCUACACUGGCUCGUCCAGUUCAUCGAGAAGAAGUAUCCUGAUCUGACCAAAUUCAAGAAGGAACUUUCGCCGGUGACCGAAGCGGCAAGGUUCAGCCAAGCGGAGACAGCCGCGGAGAUCCGAGUGCUCGAGGAAUCGUUGCUCAUCGUGAGGAAAGAGCUCAAUUUCCUGGAGUCGGCGAGCAAGGAAGAGCUGCCGGAGAGUGUGCCCAGUGAGAAUGACCGCUUUGUUCAAGUGGCCAAGUCAUUUAUCACGAGUGCCACGUCAGAGUACCACAAUCUGGAUAAGAUGUUCCGAGAAAUGAAGAACAAGGUACCGACAACCACAUACUCAUUUAUAAAUUCCUCGAUAUUUUUCAGUUUUCCGAAUGUGCAAAGUACUUCUGCUACUCGCCAGCUGGCGGAUCGCCGGUUCCCGAAGAAUUCUUCUCGAUCGUCAACAAGUUCCUCAUCACAUUCAGCGAGUACCACCAUCAGUUGUGGGUGGAAGUCGAGGAAGAGGAGAAAAUCAAACGGCAAACUAUUGCCAGAUCGUUUUUAGCGAAGAAAUGUGAGUUGGAAAGUUGAGGAGAACCUGUUUUUUAUUUCAAAUUUUCAGCCACAACUCGUCGGAAAGAGAAUCACAAAGAACGCGACUUCGAGCAGUUGAUCAGUGCUCUGCAGUCGGGCGACAUCUUCAAGGAAGAGCUCUCCCGAUUGCGCACCUCGUUCCGUCCGAAGAAGACCGCCAAACCAUAG